AUGAAUGAAUCUUCUAUAACGGUGCAAAAGCCCGAUUCUUCCGUAUCAGAGUUUGAUCCGGAAGAUGAAGAUAGUUGGAUGUUUGAAAAUAUUAGUCGAGAAGAAGCCAUUAAUAUGUUACAAGAUCAAGUAAAUGGAACAUUUCUUGUACGACAGAGUGGAACAAUUAUAGGAGAUCUUGUUUUAUGUGUCAAAGAAGGUUCUAAAGUCAGUCAUUAUAUUAUUAAUUGUCGACAUAAUUAUGAUGAUUUUAAAACAAAGUUAACGUAUAAAAUUGGUGAUAAAAUAUUUUCAUCCAUGCCAGAACUACUCACAUUUUAUAAACAACGUCUGUUAGACACAUCACCACUCAUCAAAAUACAUCCAAAACCACAUGUGCGUUGCAAAUACAAUUUUCCCGGCAAAGAUGAAGAAGAUUUACCAUUUAAGAAGGGUGAAAUAUUAAUGAUUGUCAAAAAAGAUGAAGCACUCUGGUGGACAGCAAGAAAUGCGAGCAGUGGAAAAGGUUUAAUACCUGCAAAUUAUGUUGAAUAUGUUCGGUAA
Molecule: messenger RNA, 543 nt
Organism: Didymodactylos carnosus
Lineage: Eukaryota; Metazoa; Rotifera; Eurotatoria; Philodinida; Philodinidae
Source: the annotation of a GenBank genome assembly